CUCUAAAAUAGUUACGUCACCAAUUUGUUGUAAACAGAAGGAAAGAUGGCGGAGUCAGGGGAGUCCAAGGCAACAUGUACUUUUCUAUUUAAAAAAUCAACCAAAAAAUGCAACACUCGGAAGAGAAAAGCCAGUGACAGCGACAAAGGUGAGCUACAAUGUUUGAGUCCAUCUCAGUGUUGUUUCAAAAGCUAACCAUAAGACUGCAUUGUGCAUGAAAACAAUGGCUACUAGUAAUAGCCAAGCUAGUUAACUAACCUAGCUAGCUGGAUAUUGCUAGUAAUAGUUAGCGAGAUAGCUAACAUUUGAAGUUUAUUUAGUUAGGCGUUAAGAUUGUGCCUAAUAAAAACAAAACUACUGCCAGCUAUAAAACACCCAAGCCAUGGAAAUAAUUGUGCAAGUGACAAAUGGACCCACAAUGGCCGAGUACUGUAAACAUGAAAAUGUCCCACUCACAUUCUGAUGCUUGCCUCAUUGCCUCCUCCAUUGUCAGAUGGCAACAGUGACGAAGACAAGAAUGCCGUCGUCAGAAAAGAAAAAAAGACGGGUUCAGCAAACCCUAUGAUUCAAAGGGUAACGUCGCGCGACUGACUACAAACGAAUCAGUCUUUAUACUUAACAUUUUUGAUAGUGUGAAAUCAUUAUUCUCUUCUCCCCAGACAAAGAAAGUAGAGAGAGAGGAGGUGUCAUCUGCUGAAAGUGAUGAGGAGAAAGAAAGAAAGAAAGUCACUGUUGCAUACAAGUCCACACGGUCAGCAGUGAGUUAUUUUGAAAAAGACCUCUCCUAUACCACUGUACAUUAAUAAUGUUUUGUAUUUAUACCCUACCAACCCCUUUAUUGCUCUGCCCUGUAUAAAGCUAUCAAUCUCGUCCUCCUCCCUUCUCUGUGCAUAGAAACCAGAGGGGCCAGAUGACAUGGGAGCAACUGCAAUCUAUGAGCUGGACACAGCAAAGGACAAUGAUGCUCAGGCCAUCUUUGAGAGGAGUCAGAAGAUCCAGGAGGUAAGACAUCUGUCCCUAGUUGGAGGAACUUUGUUUCCUUAGUGUAUCUACAUCUUUAGUAUUGUAUCAUUUGCAUUCUUCCCCCAGUCUUGUGUAGUAAAUUGGGACAACGUUGGUCCGCAAAUGCUUAAUAAGGGUCUCUAUCCUCACCAGGAGCUGACCGGUAAAGAGGAUGAUAAGAUCUACAGAGGAAUGAACAACUACAAAAAGCACAUCAAGCCCAAAGACUCCACCAUGGGCAAUGCAUCCUCUGGCAUGGUCAGGUAUGUAUGCAUGUUGUGUGACAGAGUAAAUUUGAAAUGUCUUGGGGAAAGUUUUUAUUUUAAUGUUUUCGCUAUGUAUUUGAAUCAUCACGGUUUUCUAUUUUCUUUGUCAGGAAGGGCCCAAUCCGGGCCCCAGAGCACCUGAGGGCCACAGUGAGGUGGGACUACCAGCCAGACAUCUGCAAGGACUACAAAGAGACUGGCUUCUGUGGCUUUGGAGGUGAGUGGGCUUUGCUGUAAAGUUGCCUCCCCCAAUGUCGAGCUUUGCGCAGGUCCUCCUUUCCCUACUUGAAUUUAUAAUCUGUGGAAGUCUCUGAAAGUCUCCUUUGUGUGUUUCUUUUCCCCUCUUAGACAGCUGCAAGUUCCUCCAUGACCGCUCAGACUACAAACAUGGCUGGCAGAUUGAGAGAGAGCUGGACGAGGGGCGCUAUGGGGCCAACGGUGAGUUCACAACAGGGGAGAAACACGGGGCUGUGUAGAUUUAAGAUUGAUCAAAGAUUAGAGUAGAUGUUUGUGAUACAGCUGUUCAGUAAUGUGUGGUCUGUAUGAAGAUGAUGAGAACUACGAGGUGAGCAGUGACGAGGAGGACAUGCCCUUCAAAUGCUUCAUCUGCCGAGAGUCCUUUAAGAACCCCGUCAUCACCAAGUAAGACAAUGCUCCUUAAGAACUUCUUCACCGUUAAGUGUGUGUAGAGAAACUUCCAGCAGUGAUUGCUAAUCAAACCACUCAUGUCAUGUCUCCCGCAGGUGUCGGCACUACUUCUGUGAGACCUGUGCUCUUCAGCACUACCGCAAGUCCCAGCGCUGCUAUGUGUGUAACGUCCAGACCAACGGCGUCUUCAACCCAGCUAAAGGUGAGGAUAAUGCAUCUCAAUUACCAUGGUCAGCAUAGUGGUAUGGCAUGUACAGUAGGGAAUGGCCUCGGAUGAUCCACCAAAGCAUAACUUUGGGCUAAGAAAACAAAAAUAAAGCUACAGUAGUUUGUUGUUGACCAUGGAGCUUAUGUAGCCUGACGACUCAAGCUGAAUUCUUCCUCUGCUCCAUCGUUCGCUACAUACUUCAGUCUGAGACCGCAAUCAUUGAAGUCGUUUGUGGUGACGUUAAAAUGAGGAGUGUUGUACAAAAGUAAUCAGUGAUUGGAUUAUCUCUAACAAAUCAGAGUACCAAUGCCGAAUUUUCAAAACCUUGCUUUACCGUCGUGUUCUGGCCCAACCCAUCGGUUUCUGGGAACAAUCAGAUGGUCUAGAACGUAUUUCCGUAGGGGAGGUACUCUGCUUCAGAUUCAUUGCGGAGAAGAAACUAACAUUGGUCGGCGUGGCGUUUGGCCAGAGCAAGGAGUUUUGGUAGCCAGACAAGAGCUUAUGCACAUCGGGUAAAAGACUAGUCUCUAUAGUCAGGUAAAUAGAAAAAGCUCACUGCUCCUUGAAUAUUCAUGCCUGUGGCUGUGUACGGCUGAGUGGAGUUAUUUAGCUCCAGGCAGUAGCCCUAAAAGUGUUUUUUCGCUCUACAGAGCUGGCAGCCAAGAUCGCCAAACACCAAGCCAUGCUUGACCAGCCACCCUCUGAUGAAGAAGAUUAGCAACCUACUGUAAAUACAGUACCUGUCCCAUCCAACUCCAUAAGUGUCUGUUAUAAGUCUCCCCUCCCCUGUUUUGUUUCAUUGUGUCAAUGUCAAGCCUUCUGGAAUAAAACUCGAUUUUGUAAUA
Messenger RNA from Coregonus sp. 'balchen', 2969 nucleotides. Lineage: Eukaryota; Metazoa; Chordata; Actinopteri; Salmoniformes; Salmonidae. The record is from the annotation of a GenBank genome assembly.